UCCGCGCCGCGCCUUGCCAUAUCGCCGAACACCUCGCGCGCGCCGCGGGUGGGGUUCUCCUCCUGACGCGCCGGAGUGCCGUACGCGCGCGCGGUGGAGUGAUCGAUCGACUCGGGCGCGGGGAGGGGGAGGGGAGGGGAGGUGGGGGGGAAUGGAGGGGAGGGCGGCGGGGUGGGUGAGGGUGGCGGCGGUGGGGUGGGCGGUGGCGGCGUGCGCGGUGGCGGCGGGGAUGGUGGCGAGGCGAGGGGCGGCGAGGGUGCGGUGGAACAGGGCGGUGGCGGUGGUGCGGGACCUGGAGGAGCGGUGCGCCACGCCCGCGGAGCUGCUGCAGCGGGUGGUCAACUCGCUGGCCAUCGAGAUGUUCGCCGGCCUCGCCUCCGACGGCGGGAGCAAGGUGCGGAUGCUGCUCACCUGCGUCGACGCGCUCCCCGACGGGAGCGAGGAAGGCAUCAGUUAUGCCAUUGAUCUUGGAGGAACAAGCUUUAGAGUCCUGAAAGUAGAACUUGGCGCAGGGUCUACAAUCAUCAAUCGAAAAGUUGAACAUCAGCCUAUCCCCGAAAAUUUGACUAAGGGUACAAGCGAUGAUUUGUUCAAUUUCAUUGCCUCGGCACUGAAGAAUUUUAUUGAAAGAGAGGGUGGGGAGGUUGAGGGGAGGGCACUUGGUUUUACAUUUUCUUUCCCUGUGAGACAGACUUCCAUUUCCUCGGGGACAUUAAUUCGAUGGACUAAAGAAUUUUCAAUUGAAGAGGCUGUCGGGAAAGAUGUUGCUCAGUGCCUAAAUGAAGCCCUUGCUAGGAAUGGACUCAAUAUGAAGGUCAAUGUAUUGGUGAACAAUACUGUGGGGACAUUAGCUCUCGGGCAUUAUUAUGAUGAUGACACAGUAGCUGCUGUGAUUAUUGGAGCUGGCACCAAUGCUUGCUAUAUUGAACGCAACGAUGCAAUUAUUAAAUCUUUGGGUCGCGUUACCAAUUCUGAACGAACGGUAGUAAAUGUGGAAUGGGGUAGUUUUCGGCCUCCACAAAUAGAAUUGACUCCUUAUGAUAUAUGCUUCAACAACGAAACAUGGAAUUAUUAUGACCAGGGUUUUGAGAAAAUGAUCUCUGGUGUGUAUCUUGGGGAAAUUGCAAGAUUGGUGUUCCAAAAAAUGGCUGAAGAGUCAGAUAUAUUUGGUACUGCUGUUGAUGGUCUAUCGACCCCUUUCGUCUUAAGUACACCAAACUUAGCUGCUAUCCGCGAGGAUGAUUCCCCGGACUUGAGAGAAGUCGGCAAGAUACUUGAGGAACAUCUUAAGCUACCAGAUGUUCCCCUCAAGACCCGGAAGCUUGUUGCCAGAGUCUCCGACAUCAUCACCCGGAGAGCUGCCCGCCUAGCAGCGGCUGCGAUUGUCGCGAUACUGCAAAAGAUCGGCUGCGAUGGAACCCUUUGUGGUUCAACUCAGGUUCGAACAAUGCGAGGCGUGCGAAGAAGAACGGUGGUCGCGAUCGAGGGCGGCCUCUUCGAAGGCUACUCGGUCUUCAGAGAGUAUCUGAAUGAAGCUCUAGUUGAGAUCCUUGGAGAGGAGAUUGCAGCCACUGUUAGUCUUAGGGUGAUGGAGGAGGGAUCUGGGACUGGUGCUGCCCUCCUUGCAGCUGCAUAUUCAUCGGCUAGGCAGAAGAACUCCGAGUAGGCAUGAGACACAGAUAUACUCUCUCCUUCCUUUUUUAUAUGACGUUGGUUAGUUCAAAAAUAAACUAAACAACAUCAAAUAAAAAAACAGAGGGAGUAUAUAGGUUAGCCUUAGUCAAUAAAAAAUGGAACAAGAAAAAAGCAGAGCAUUAUGUCAUUCAUAUACAUGUAGCCCAGAUGUGUACAUGGUAGAAAUCAGUGCUUUUGUACAGUCAUUUUCGUUUCUGUUGUAAAAUUAGGUGGUCUUUGUCAAAAUCUUGUUUUCUUCUCUUCUGAUGUCAAUUUCCAAUGCUUGGUUCUGUGUA
Molecule: messenger RNA, 1970 nt
Organism: Oryza sativa Japonica Group (Japanese rice)
Lineage: Eukaryota; Viridiplantae; Streptophyta; Magnoliopsida; Poales; Poaceae
Source: RefSeq, a predicted model, not a curated record